Messenger RNA from Phytophthora nicotianae INRA-310, 1072 nucleotides. RefSeq lists its product as hypothetical. The coding region runs from base 158 to 469 and encodes 103 amino acids. The record is from RefSeq and is a predicted model, not a curated record. The transcript has a single exon. NCBI's taxonomy places the organism in Eukaryota, Oomycota, Peronosporomycetes, Peronosporales, Peronosporaceae.
CCAAGCGAAUGUACUUGAUGAUAGAUGUCAAACUUCACCAAAGUGACUGUCUUAUCACCGCGCUUCAACAACAACAAACGAUCAAAGAGAAGACAUUCGACGAAGGCUGGUGGAUUGCGCACAACAUGCCGAGUCCGCCACACGACGGGCACCGUCCAUGAUCACCUUGGCGGAUCAAACAUCAAGUCCACUGGUUCAUUCGUCGAAGAGCAAACCUUGGCUUUGUAGCCUUCUCAACACCGAGCACAGUCAAACCAGCAUCACCAUCGGUGCUCAGAACACUGCUCUUGGCGCGAAGAGAUCCAAGCAGGUUGUAAUUAUCUUCGCACCUCGUUCAUAUCACCCCGUGGAAGUGCCACGUUUUCACGUCGCUCGCGAUAAUACUCGAGAGCAGGUAGCAAGUGUUUAUCAGCACGACGCAGCUGACAAUCAAGACGAUGGCGCCGUAGGCGAUCCAGACUUCUCGUAGAAGACGACAAACAAACUGAGCGAGUACGCACCCAUGAAGUAGAACAGUAAUCAACCCCUCGUAGAUGCAGACAUCGAAUUUGUUGCUCCGGUACUGGCUGACAGCGAUAUCCACGCCACAGAAUUCAACGCAUGGAAUGUGUCUUCGAAAACCGCGAAUGAAGCGCCUUCAGCACUUCGUUGGAGAGCGUUGGGAAUUAAUUCAUUGUGCGCUGCUUUGUUGGUUGGUUGUGGUCAGCUUCAUCAAGUCGGCCGAAAGGGACACAUGCUUGAACCGAAUGCUUAUCUGUAGGAGCACACCUCCGAGAACAGUUCCCAUCCUGGCAAUGAUAUCACGAUGAAGCUUUACGCUAACAUGUCCUUGGCCGAAAUAUACGAAGUACUCGAUUUCUGGACUUGGUGCAGUCAUUUCGGGUCUGCGCUUGUUUUCUCUGUUCCGUUUGUUAUUGCUUUGGUGAGUUGGAAAAUGAACGAGUUGGAGAUGCAAACAAAACAGUAUCUGCGUAAGUAUGACGUGAAACGUGCUCGCUCGUGCUGAUUGUGUUAAUUGCAUCAUAGCGUCAACGAUAUAGUAGGCAUAAUUCAACAAAAAAAUUAAAUGACA